Molecule: messenger RNA, 3274 nt
Organism: Hyla sarda
Lineage: Eukaryota; Metazoa; Chordata; Amphibia; Anura; Hylidae
Gene: GAB2
Product: GRB2 associated binding protein 2
Exons: 11
Coding region: 291-2324 (677 amino acids)
Source: RefSeq, a predicted model, not a curated record
GUUAGUUUCCUGCUUCCUAAGGCAGCUGGAUGUGAGGACAAGAGGAGACAGCGCAGGAUGAAGGGGAAAAACUGACAGUGACUUCACUGUGUCCUCAUACAGAGGGGGUACUGUGCCCGCUGGACCCCCACCACCCAUGGCACCGGUCUGCAGAAGAAAGAUCCCCUUCAAUGAGCCCCCCAUUGACACAUAAGGAGGGCUUUUAUCUUCUUUUUAUUUUAUUAUUUUGUUGCCUUUGAUUGACAGAUCCGGACACAAGGGGGGUCGUCGGCUUCUUCUUCUUCUCCAGGAUGAGCGAAGGAGAGGUGGUCCACGCCGGCUGGCUCCGAAAAUCCCCUCCGGAGAAAAAGUUGAGGAGAUAUGCGUGGAAGAAACGCUGGUUCAUCCUGAGAAGUGGACGCAUGAGCGGCGAUCCCGAUGUCCUGGAAUAUUACAAGAAUGACCACUCCAAGAGACCCAUCCGGGUCAUCAACCUCAGCUGCUGUGAACAGGUGGACUCUGGGCUGACCUUCAACAAGAAGGAACUCCAGGACAGCUACGUCUUCGACAUAAAAACCAGCGACCGGACGUUCUACCUGGUGGCGGAAACGGAAGAAGAAAUGAAUAAGUGGGUUCGUAGCAUAUGUCAGAUCUGUGGAUUUAACCAGUCUGAUGAAAGCUCAGACUCCUUAAGAAAUAUGCAGUCUGCGAAUCAUGGUCCACGGUCCUCCCCUGCGGAAUUCAGCUCCACCCACCACUUACUCAGGGAACGAAAGUCGUCAGUUCCCUCCCACUCCAGCCAGCCCACCCUGUUCACCUUUGAACCUUCAUCAAACCACAUGCAUCAGACUACGCUCUCCGCUAGUGCCCCACAGGAUUACUUAUUCCUUCACCAAUGUAUGAGCCGGAAAUCUGAGAAUAUGAGAAGUGCCAGUUUUUCUCAAGCCACGCGGUCCUCCUUCUUCAUGCGUAGUGAUACGGCUGUUCAGAAGUUGGCUCAGGGUUACGGACACUGUUUGAACGGAGUGACUGGUCAGGUCCAUGGCUUCUACAGUUUACCAAAACCAAGACGCCUCAGCUCCGAGCUAAGGGAUAGCGCCUAUGAUCUCCCCAGGAGCUUCGGCUCAGACACUCCAACCAAGUCAAGCCUUACUGGACUAGAAUCUGAGAACGAGGACGUUUACACCUACAAGACUCCUAGCAAUGCCCUGUGUAAAGAGUUCAGUGAACUCUCGACGGACGCUUAUGACCUCCCAGGAACUCCUCUUUCGGUUUAUCAAAUUCCGAGGACUUUUACCUUGGACAAGAACCAUAAUGCAUUAGGUUUGGCUUCCAAUGACUUCCACAAUGCUCCUCCUCCACGACCCCCUAAACCGGGUCAACCAGAAACUCGCUGGGGAAGUCCUCAGCAGAAUAAUGGAGAUAAUAUAGGCGUCGUGUCUGUCAACAUUCCAAGGAGAAACACCCUGCCAGCCAUGGAAAACCGACGUCAUCGAGCCUCCUCCUGUGAAGCCUAUGACUAUCCUCACCUUGGAGAUUUCAGCACGGAGCAGUCUGUAGAGUCAAUCAACGACGGGUUCAACUCGUACCUUCAAACAAAAGGCUCCAUGACGCGCUCAGAGAGUGCAGAUUCUGAAGACAACUACGUGCCCAUGAACCCCGGGUCUUCAGCUCAGUUCAUUUCUGAGAAGCUGAACGAUGAUGCCCAGAGCGUAUAUAUUCCCAUGAGCCCGGGGCCUCACCACUUCGAUCUCAUGGGCUUCUCUUCAGCCACUCUUCCUGCCCGCAAAGGAAGUACGGCCUCCCUGUGCCAGCGGCCUACCAGAGUCAGCGACAUCCAGCCCCCACCAGUCAACCGAAACCUGAAGCCAGAUAGGAAAGCUAAACCGACCCCUCUGGACCUGCGGGCGACAACCAUAAUCGAUGAACUUCCCUUCAAGUCUCCAGUCACGAAAUCCUGGUGCAGACAGACGCAUUCUCUCAAAUCCGGCUCAUCUCAGUACUGCCGCCCGGUGUCCACACAAAGCAUUACCAGCACCAGCUCCGGGGACAGUGAGGAGAAUUAUGUCGCCAUGCAAAAUCCAGUGUCAGCCUCUCCCGGAACCAGUGGUACUAACAGUCCGGCCCAAAAGAAGAGCACCGGGAGUGUGGAUUAUCUGGCGCUAGAUUUCCAGGAGGUGUCACCGAGCCCACAUCGGAAGCCCUCUACGUCUUCUGUAGCGUCCGACGAAAAGGUGGACUAUGUACAAGUAGACAAAGAAAAGACCCAGGCCCUGCAGAACACUAUGCAGGAGUGGACAGAUGUGCGCCAAUCUUCGGAGCCCGCCAAGAGCGCCAAGCCAUGACGGCUCUGCCCCCCCGCAGACGUUUCUUCGUUGUGGCCAACAGUACCGGACCACCGCCAUGCUGCUUGUUCUGCCUAUACCAGUUAACAUUAUGGGGGGGGGGGGGGCGGCAUUUUGUGGGAGGAGCUUUCCUACGCACAGAUCCACGCUGGCGACUUCUUUAUGGGGCUUGGACACUUUCUAGGUUACUUAUAACCCAGUGGUCCGCAGGUUGAAGACCACUGCUAUAACCCAUGCUUCGGCCCAGUCCUCCAUUCACACAGUACUGAGUAUUAUACACUGACUUUUCAACGUGCACUAGCCACGCCCAGGCCGCCAUAUUGAAAACUAAGCCGACUCCUAGAAAUGAUGCCACUGGGUUGCGGCCGUUUCCGUUAUGCGACGUUCCAGAGCUUGCUGGACGUAUGCUAAUAUAUAGAGCAAGAGGCGGGCUUCCUUCAUACCGGGAUCAAUCUGUCUAUAGUACAUGCUCAUGUAUACAGUUUAGAUACGUUUGUUUUUUUUUAGUUUUUUUUAGCCGUGCCUUUAAACCGCCACAUAGUAACAUCUUACUUGUGAUAAUAGCGCAAAAAUGGUGAACAUUUCGGUAAACUGGUGCCCGGAGUCAUAGGUAAUACAUAGAAUAGUCUACUUGUGGUAUUGCAGCUCAGUUCCAUUGUAGUGAAUGGAGUCGUGCUGCAAUACCACACACGACCUGAGGACAGGGGUGGGGCUGUUUUUUUAAGAAAGUACCGUAUAUACUCGAGUAUAAGCCGACCCGAAUACAAGCCGAGGCCCCUAAUUUCACCCCAAAAACCCAGGAAAAGUUACUGACUCGACUGUAAGCCUAGGGUGGGAAAUACAUCAACCCCCCAUGUAAUCAUCCAGAGCCCCGUCAUCAUCCCACCCCCUGCAUCAUCACCGCCUGUCAAUCCCUUCAUUAGUGGUCUUCAACCUGUGGACCUCCAGAU